AUGGUCCGCUUCGGGGACGAGCUGGGCGGCCGCUAUGGGGGCGCCGGGAGCGGGGAGCGGGCCCGGGGCGGCGGGGCCGGCGGGGCGGGCGGCCCGGGCCCCGGGGGUCUGCAGCCCGGACAGCGGGUCCUCUACAAGCAGUCGAUCGCGCAGCGCGCGCGGACCAUGGCGCUGUACAACCCCAUCCCGGUCAAGCAGAACUGCUUCACCGUCAACCGCUCGCUCUUCGUCUUCAGCGAGGACAACGUCGUCCGCAAAUACGCCAAGCGCAUCACGGAGUGGCCUCCGUUCGAGUACAUGAUCCUCGCCACCAUCAUCGCCAACUGCAUCGUGCUGGCGCUGGAGCAGCACCUCCCUGACGGCGACAAGACGCCCAUGUCCGAGCGGCUGGAUGACACGGAGCCCUACUUUAUCGGCAUCUUUUGCUUCGAAGCCGGGAUCAAGAUCAUCGCCCUGGGCUUCGUCUUCCACAAGGGAUCCUACCUGCGCAACGGCUGGAAUGUCAUGGACUUCGUGGUCGUCCUCACCGGGAUCCUGGCCACGGCCGGCACCGAUUUCGACCUGCGGACUCUGCGGGCUGUGCGGGUGCUCAGGCCCCUGAAGCUGGUGUCUGGGAUUCCAAGUUUGCAGGUGGUGCUCAAGUCCAUCAUGAAGGCCAUGGUUCCCCUGCUGCAGAUCGGGCUGCUGCUCUUCUUCGCCAUCCUCAUGUUCGCCAUCAUUGGCCUCGAGUUCUACAUGGGCAAAUUCCACAAGGCCUGUUUCUCCAACAGCUCAGAUGCAGAUCCCGUGGGUGACUUCCCCUGUGGCAAGGAGGCCCCAGCCCGGCUGUGCGAAGGCGACACUGAGUGCCGGGAGUAUUGGCCGGGACCCAACUUCGGUAUCACCAAUUUUGACAACAUCUUGUUUGCCAUCUUGACAGUGUUCCAGUGCAUCACCAUGGAGGGCUGGACCGACAUCCUCUACAAUACGAACGACGCGGCCGGCAACACCUGGAACUGGCUCUACUUCAUACCCCUCAUCAUCAUCGGCUCCUUCUUCAUGCUCAACCUGGUGCUGGGUGUGCUCUCGGGAGAGUUCGCCAAGGAACGAGAGAGGGUGGAGAACCGCCGCGCUUUCCUGAAGCUCCGCCGGCAGCAGCAGAUCGAGCGGGAGCUCAACGGGUACCUGGAGUGGAUCUUCAAGGCUGAGGAAGUCAUGCUGGCAGAGGAGGACAAGAACGCGGAGGAGAAGUCCCCUUUGGAUGCAGUGCUGAAGAGAGCAGCCACCAAGAAGAGCCGCAACGACCUGAUCCACGCGGAGGAGGGCGAGGACCGCUUCGCAGACCUCUGUGCCGUCGGCUCCCCCUUCGCCCGCGCCAGCCUCAAGAGCGGGAAGACGGAGAGCUCGUCCUACUUCCGCAGGAAGGAGAAGAUGUUCCGGUUCUUCAUCCGGCGCAUGGUGAAGGCUCAGAGCUUCUACUGGGUGGUGCUGUGCGUGGUGGCCCUGAACACCCUGUGCGUGGCCAUGGUGCACUACAACCAGCCACAGCGGCUCACCACGGCGCUGUACUUUGCAGAGUUUGUCUUCCUGGGUCUCUUCCUCACAGAGAUGUCCCUGAAGAUGUACGGUCUGGGGCCCAGAAGCUACUUUCGGUCCUCCUUCAACUGCUUUGACUUUGGGGUCAUCGUGGGGAGCAUCUUCGAGGUGGUCUGGGCGGCCAUCAAGCCAGGAGCCUCCUUUGGGAUCAGCGUGCUGCGGGCGCUGCGCCUGCUGAGGAUCUUCAAGGUCACGAAGUACUGGAACUCUCUGAGGAACCUGGUGGUAUCCCUGCUCAACUCCAUGAAGUCCAUCAUCAGCCUCCUCUUCCUGCUCUUCCUAUUCAUCGUGGUCUUCGCCCUGCUGGGGAUGCAGCUGUUUGGGGGGCAGUUCAACUUUCAGGACGAGACCCCGACGACCAACUUUGACACGUUCCCGGCUGCCAUCCUCACCGUGUUCCAGAUCCUGACGGGCGAGGACUGGAACGCGGUGAUGUACCAUGGCAUCGAAUCGCAAGGGGGAGUCAGCAAAGGCAUGUUCUCUUCUUUUUACUUCAUCGUCCUGACGCUGUUUGGAAACUACACUCUGCUCAACGUCUUCCUGGCCAUCGCUGUGGACAACCUCGCCAAUGCCCAGGAGCUGACCAAGGACGAAGAGGAGAUGGAAGAAGCAGCCAAUCAAAAGCUUGCUCUGCAAAAGGCCAAAGAAGUGGCCGAAGUCAGCCCCAUGUCUGCCGCGAACAUCUCCAUCGCUGCCAGGCAGCAGAACUCGGCCAAGGCGCGCUCGGUGUGGGAGCAGCGGGCCAGCCAGCUGCGGCUGCAGAACCUGCGGGCCAGCUGCGAGGCGCUGUACAGCGAGAUGGACCCCGAGGAGCGGCUGCGCUACGCCACCACGCGCCACCUGCGGCCCGACAUGAAGACGCACCUGGACCGACCGCUGGUGGUGGAGCCGGGCCGCAACGGCCCGCGGGGUCCCCCUGGCAAAGCCAGGCCUGAGGGCGCAGAGGCCACUGAGGGUGCGGACCCCCCGCGCAGGCACCACCGGCACCGCGACAAGGACAAGACCUCGGCCCCUGCGGCCGGGGACCAGGACAGAGCGGAUGCCCCUAGGACCGAGAGCGGGGAGCCCGGCGGCCGGGAGGAGCGGGCGCGGCCGCACCGCAGCCACAGCAAGGAGGCCGGGGGCGCGCAGGAGGCGCGGGGCGAGCGCGCGCGAGGCCCGGGCCCCGAGGGCGGCCGGCGCCACCACCGGCGCGGCUCCCCCGAGGAGGCGGGCGAGCGGGAGCCCCGGCGCCACCGCGGACACCGCCAUGCGUCCGACCAGGGCAGGGACGGCGCUGCGUGCGGGGCCAAGGGCGAGCGGCGGGCGCGGCACCGCGGCGGCCCCAGGGCUGGGACCAGGGAGCCAGAGAGCGGAGAGGAGCCAGCGCGGCGGCACCGGACCCGCCACAAGGCGCCGCCUGCGCACGAGGCUGCAGAGAAGGAGGCUGCGGAGGAGGCCGAGGUCCCCGAAGGAGACAAGGAGAAGGAGCUGCGGAACCACCAGCCCAAGGAGCUGCACUGUGACCUGGAGGCCGGUGGGAUGAUGGGUGUGGGCCCUGUGCACACACUGCCCAGCACCUGUCUGCAGAAGGUGGAGGAACAACCAGAGGAUGCAGACAAUCAGCGGAACGUCACUCGGAUGGGCAGUCAACCCUCUGACCCAAGCACUGCUGUGCACAUCCCAGUGACACUGACAGGCCCCCCUGGGGAGACCACGGUGGUACCCAGUGGCAACGUGGACCUGGAGGGCCAAGCAGAGGGGAAGAAGGAGGCGGAAGCCGACGACGGCGUGAGGAGCGGCCCCCGGCCCAUCGUCCCGUACAGCUCCAUGUUCUGCUUGAGCCCCACCAACCUGCUGCGCCGCUUCUGCCAUUACAUCGUGACCAUGCGGUACUUCGAGAUGGUCAUUCUUGUGGUCAUCGCCCUGAGCAGCAUCGCCCUGGCGGCUGAGGACCCUGUGCGGGCAGACUCCCCCAGGAACAACGUUCUGAAGUACAUGGAUUACAUUUUCACAGGCGUCUUCACCUUCGAGAUGGUGAUAAAGAUGAUCGACUUGGGACUGCUGCUUCACCCUGGAGCCUACUUCCGGGACCUGUGGAACAUUCUGGACUUCAUUGUGGUCAGUGGGGCCCUGGUGGCGUUUGCCUUCUCGAGCUUCACGGGAGGAUCCAAAGGGAAAGACAUCAACACCAUCAAGUCCCUGAGAGUCCUGCGUGUCCUGCGGCCCCUCAAGACCAUCAAACGGCUGCCCAAGCUCAAGGUUGGAGCCUGGAGUUGAGGCUUGAGGGGUGUGCUGGGCAUGUGUGCACACAUGCAUGCACGUGUGUAUGCACGUGCCACAUGAGUGUGUGCAUACAUGUGCAUGCGUGCACGUGUCUUCUCAAAUCACACACCUGCAUGAGGGGGAUGGGUGUACUCAGCUGGAAACCCCCUGCCCCAGUAGACCUUGUUCCCAGUAGUCUCCCGUGUGAUUCCUCUUCCCUGGCCCAGUGGGACCAGACGGCACGGGGGUUUUCUUCUACAGCCGCAGGGCAGGGCAGUGCAGAGGGGCUGCCCAGAGAGGUGGAGGAUUGUGGAAGGAAAGGCUGGCAGGGCAGCGGCUCCGGGGAGGUUAGGGUUAGGAAUGGGCACAGCUGAGGUUGUGGAUAAAGGGUGAGUGGAAGCCCAAACUCUUGGAGUAGUGCAAAAAUCUAAUUAUUGAGCGUGUGCUAGGCACUGUGCUGAGUGCUUUAUGUGCUUUAACUCAUUUAAUCCUCCAAAUUUUGUGCACUAGUUUCUGUUAUUAACAGCUUGGAAAUGCAAGCCAUAAAGGCCAUUAGGCAAUGUGGGACUUGCAGAAAAAAAUUUGCUUAGACCCUGGGUGAAGGGGUGGGCUAGUAGAUAGCUUGGGGAGGCGUCCAGAGACCCUCUGGGUCUGGGUGGUGUUGCACCUGGUCUGGCAGGUGAAGGGCGCAGUGCAGGUGGGUGUCUGGUUGUGCCAGGCAUCAUCUCGGGGGAUGGGGGGCGUCUGCCAGGCAGCUAAAGAGCAGGACAGCUCAGGAGGCGUCUCCUCAGCUCUGGGAGCAGUGCUGGGUACACAGGGAACAUUGAGCUUCCAGGCAGGGAAGAGCACGAGAGGAAGCCCA
Molecule: messenger RNA, 4681 nt
Organism: Microcebus murinus (gray mouse lemur)
Lineage: Eukaryota; Metazoa; Chordata; Mammalia; Primates; Cheirogaleidae
Source: RefSeq, a predicted model, not a curated record